GACCGUUACACGGACCUUAACCGCCCCGGGCUCAGGAGUGUGAACGAGCCUUACGAAUGUAAAGUAAAGCAAGUGUUUUGGCAGUACUUGCCAGCGGUUGAGCGGGUUAUCGUUUGAAAAUUCCAAGAUGGCGGCUGAAAGCUGAUCGGAGUGGCCUGAAUAUCGAUCGAAGAAUAGUUCGAGGGAAAAGCCUUGACUUCAAGAUGGAAAAAAGAGACAUCUUUCUGUAUGGGACAAGUGCAUUCACAGCGUCAACUUUGAUGGUACUGCUAUACAGAUACCUGAACCGAAGGCGUAAAAAUGUCUACGAAACUCGCAAACUCGUAAAUUCGUACUUAAUGUUUCAUUAUGGUAAUCCUAGCGAAGUGCUUGCUUUUGACUUCGGACCAAAAGAUGCCAUCGACUUUCCAGUGCGAUGUGCAGAGAUGUGCACUAUGUACCUAGAGAAAGACAUUCCUAGUACUGCCAUUGAUAUAGGAUGUGCUGUUGGAAGAUCAACAUUUGAGCUUGCUAGACAUUGCCAGGAUGUUGUUGGAAUUGACUACUCAAAAAUGUUUAUUGACAGUUGUAAUGACUUGAAAAUGUACGGUAAACUACAUUAUCAAGUUACAACUGAAGGCUGUUUGUACUCUGAACAUGAUGCUAUAGUGGAUGAAAGUAUCGAUAGACGUCGAGUGUCAUUUCUUUGUGGAGAUGCGUGUAAUCUUCCAUCAGAUCUGGGGCAAUUUGGAUGUGUCCUUGCUGCAAACCUUAUUUGCCGGUUACAAAACCCCUAUAGUUUCUUGGAACGAUUGCCAUCUCUUGUUGUACCUGGUGGAAUAGUUGUUCUCACUUGUCCUUUCACAUGGCUCAAAGAAUUUACACCAAAGGCUCUGUGGCUUGGUGGUUACAAAGAUUCUAGUGGUAAUCCAGUGAAUAGUUUUGAUACAAUCAAGAGAUAUUUGGAACGAGACUUUGAGCUUUUGGAAACUAAAGACAUGCCAUUCUUUAUCAGAGAAACUGCGAGAAAGAAUCAGUGGAGUGUUGCUCAGACAUCCAUUUGGAAGAGACACAAGGCUUUAUAAAGUAUCUUUUGUCCAUCAAAAGAGUAAUAAAAUGAUGAAAUGAAAAAUUCUAAUUAUUUCUAAAACGCAUGCAUUUUUGACUUUUUGCUUGAGAUCGAUUGUAUUUCAACGUCUAGCUCACUCGUAAAUGAGAAUUUUCUUUUUGAAAGGGUUUAUUAAUUUCAAAAUAUAGAUUAAGCAAACUGUGAAGAGUCAAGCAAUUCUGAGACGGAAAUCCUGGGCAUAUUUCCCUCUCUUCAGAAGGUUGUACAAAAGUUUUGCAAUUUCUGCAUAUUUUGGAAUAUAGACUUACGCCACCAGCCACAUGCACAUUCCCAGAAACUGACUGUACUUCUGAAGUGUCUUUUAAGGUUUUCCAUUAAACUAUAUAAACUGA
This is a messenger RNA of Actinia tenebrosa (Australian red waratah sea anemone), 1440 nucleotides long. RefSeq lists its product as uncharacterized. Lineage: Eukaryota; Metazoa; Cnidaria; Anthozoa; Actiniaria; Actiniidae. The record is from RefSeq and is a predicted model, not a curated record. Gene Ontology annotation, molecular function: S-adenosylmethionine-dependent methyltransferase activity.